AUGUACACGUGUAGCCGUUGUACAGGUACAGCAAGGCACAUAACGUCACUUCCUCUGACACUGUGUAUCGACGGGCGACGUCGACGGGCGCAAUCGGACAUCCAGAGCUCUUCCCGUUGUGAUUCAGCCUCCCUUUCUUUUCAUUCAGCCGCGUACGGAGACUUCAACGUAUGAAUCUGAAGCAAGGACGUAUUGAUAGCUUCUGUAUUCGUUGAUGGUUCGUUUCUAGUGCGCAUUUCGGCCUCGAUAAAGUGAACUCUGGGUUUUUCAUAUUUUUUA
Molecule: messenger RNA, 279 nt
Organism: Chondrus crispus (carragheen)
Lineage: Eukaryota; Rhodophyta; Florideophyceae; Gigartinales; Gigartinaceae
Exons: 2
Coding region: 1-174 (57 amino acids)
Source: RefSeq, a predicted model, not a curated record